This is a messenger RNA of Nannospalax galili (Upper Galilee mountains blind mole rat), 1005 nucleotides long. Its product is annotated as olfactory receptor 7E24-like. Lineage: Eukaryota; Metazoa; Chordata; Mammalia; Rodentia; Spalacidae. Gene Ontology annotation, molecular function: G protein-coupled receptor activity; olfactory receptor activity. The coding region runs from base 1 to 1005 and encodes 334 amino acids. Gene Ontology annotation, biological process: G protein-coupled receptor signaling pathway. The transcript is spliced from 2 exons. The record is from RefSeq and is a predicted model, not a curated record. Gene Ontology annotation, cellular component: membrane.
AUGGGAAGUUCUUUGGAUCUGUCCUCCUUGGUCCUGACCCAGCAGAGAAACAGCAGAAAACAGUGUCCUAGCAAUAGGGAAUCACAAAAUCUGACACUUGUCUCAGAAUUCUACCUCAUGGGAUUCUAUGUGGACCCAGAACAUCAGUCUGUCCUCUUUGGACUGUUCCUGUCCAUAUACUUGGUGUCUGUCCUUGGGAACCUACUCAUCAUCCUGGCUGUCAUCUCUGAUUCCCAUCUCCACACCCCCAUGUAUUUCUUCCUCUCCAACUUGUCCUGGGCUGAUAUGGGUUUAAUCUCUACUACAGUCCCAAAUUUUAUUGUGAGCAUCCAAAUCCACAGCAGAGUCAUCUCCUAUGUCAGCUGUCUCACUCAGAUGUCUUUUUAUAUCACUUUUGCAUGUAUGGAUGGCAUGCUUCUGACUGUGAUGGCCUAUGACCGAUUUGUGGCCAUCUGCCAUCCCUUGAAUUAUCAUGUCAUCAUGAACCCUCGUCUUUGUGUCACUUUACUUCUGGUGUCUUUUUUACUUAGCUUUCUGGAGACCCAGCUACAUCUUUUGGUUGCAUUACAGAUGACCAACUUCAAGGAUGCUGAAAUUGCUAACUUCUUCUGUGACCCUUCUCAGGUCCUUAAUCUUUCUUGUUAUGACACCUUCACAAAGAGCAUAGUUCAAUAUUUAGUUAGUAUCGUGUAUGGUAUGUUUCCCAUGUCAGGGAUCCUUUUUUCUUACUACAAAAUUGUGUCCUCCAUUCUGAGCAUGCCAUCCUCAAGUGGGAGGUCUAAAGCCUUCUCCACCUGUGGGUCUCACCUCUCAGUGGUUUUCUUAUUUUGGGGAACAGGUAUUGGUGUGUAUAUUGGAUCCAUUCUUUCACAUUCUUCUGGAAACAGUGCUGUGUCCUCAAUCAUGUACUCUGUGGUCACCCCUAUGCUGAAUCCUUUCAUCUACAGCCUGAGGAACAGAGACAUUAAAAGUGCCCUGAGAAUGUUCCACAAUGGAAUAAUUUAA